CCAGCCCGCCCGGGGCGGCGGCGCAGAGCCGGGCCCGGCGCACGAGGCAGCCAGCGCGGCCAUGACGGCGGAGAAGGCGCUGCCUCUGGGCAACGGGAAGGCUGCCGAGGAGGCGCGGGAGUCAGAGGUGCUGGGUGGCGGCGGCGGCGGCAGCGCGGCGUCCGCGCGCGACCCGCGCGACAGGCGCGACAAGGCAGUGCACGAGCGCGGCCAAUGGAACAACAAGGUGGAGUUCGUGCUGAGCGUGGCUGGGGAGAUCAUCGGGCUGGGCAACGUGUGGCGCUUCCCUUACCUGUGCUAUAAGAACGGCGGAGGGGCAUUCCUGAUUCCCUAUGUGGUGUUUUUUAUAUGCUGUGGAAUUCCUGUCUUUUUCCUGGAAACGGCUCUGGGACAGUUUACAAGUGAAGGCGGCAUUACGUGUUGGAGAAAAGUGUGCCCUUUAUUUGAAGGCAUUGGCUACGCAACGCAGGUGAUUGAGGCCCAUCUGAACGUGUACUACAUCAUCAUCCUGGCAUGGGCCAUUUUCUACCUGAGCAACUGCUUCACCACCGAGCUCCCCUGGGCCACCUGUGGGCACGAGUGGAAUACAGAGAACUGUGUGGAGUUUCAGAAACUGAAUGUGAGCAACCACAGCUACGUGUCCCUGCAGAAUGCCACCUCCCCCGUCAUGGAGUUUUGGGAGCGCCGGGUCCUGGCCAUCUCAGAUGGGAUCGAACACAUCGGGAACCUUCGCUGGGAGCUUGCCUUGUGUCUGCUGGCAGCCUGGACCAUCUGCUACUUCUGUAUCUGGAAGGGGACCAAGUCCACAGGAAAGGUGGUAUAUGUCACCGCAACAUUCCCCUAUGUCAUGCUUCUGAUCCUCCUGAUCCGAGGGGUCACAUUGCCUGGAGCCUCCGAAGGCAUCAAGUUCUACCUGUACCCUGACCUCUCCCGGCUCUCCGACCCACAGGUCUGGGUAGACGCCGGGACGCAGAUCUUUUUCUCCUAUGCCAUCUGCCUGGGUUGUCUGACUGCUCUGGGAAGCUAUAACAAUUAUAACAACAACUGCUACAGGGACUGCAUCAUGCUCUGUUGCCUGAACAGCGGCACCAGCUUCGUGGCCGGGUUUGCCAUCUUCUCGGUCCUGGGCUUCAUGGCGUACGAGCAGGGGGUGCCCAUUGCCGAGGUGGCAGAGUCAGGCCCCGGCCUGGCCUUUAUCGCCUACCCCAAGGCUGUCACCAUGAUGCCUCUCUCCCCACUGUGGGCCACCUUGUUCUUCAUGAUGCUCAUCUUCCUAGGCCUGGACAGCCAGUUCGUGUGUGUGGAAAGCCUCGUGACCGCUGUGGUGGACAUGUACCCCAAGGUCUUUCGGAGGGGCUAUCGGCGAGAGCUGCUCAUCCUGGCCCUAUCGAUCAUCUCCUAUUUUCUGGGCCUCGUGAUGUUAACGGAGGGUGGCAUGUACAUCUUCCAGCUCUUUGACUCCUACGCAGCCAGCGGGAUGUGCCUCCUCUUUGUGGCCAUCUUUGAGUGUAUCUGCAUCGGCUGGGUGUACGGAAGCAACCGCUUCUAUGAUAACAUCGAAGACAUGAUCGGCUACCGGCCAUUGUCGCUCAUUAAAUGGUGCUGGAAGGUCGUGACCCCGGGGAUCUGCGCGGGCAUCUUCAUCUUCUUCCUGGUCAAGUACAAACCCCUCAAGUACAACAACAUCUACACCUACCCGGCCUGGGGCUAUGGCAUCGGCUGGCUCAUGGCCCUGUCCUCCAUGCUCUGCAUCCCACUCUGGGUCUUCAUCAAGUUGUGGAAGACAGAAGGGACACUGCCUGAGAAAUUCCAGAAGUUGACAGUCCCGAGCGCUGAUCUGAAAAUGCGGGGCAAGCUGGGGGCAGGCCCACGGACGGUGAUGGUUAAUGACUGUGAGGCCAAACUCAAGGGCGAUGGGACCAUUGCAGCCAUCACAGAGAAGGAGACGCACUUCUGAGCGCCGCCUGCCACCACCUCAAUGCCACCUCUGCCCCACCCGCUGUGUGUACAAAUGAAUCCCUGAGCGUACUUCACCUAAUGGUAGAGGCUUGCUCGUUUUGCACAGGAUUUAUUAACAAGUUAAUUUUCAGUGACUGUGCCCACUCUGGUUUAAAGCCACAUCUCCCUCCAUUCUCCCCACUUCCCCAGUUGUCCUGUAAGUAAUGGUACGAAGGUAUAAUCCUGUACAGGGACUAGCAGAAUCUUCUUGUGCUAGAAAGGUUUUAACCAAUGUUCUCUAGCGGGGUAGGAAGAGGUUGUAUCAUAGGGUCAAACUUUUAUCCUCAGGCGGGGGAGCAGGUGGGAGGGAGCGGCACCUGUCCUCAUCCUCAGCCUUUUAGCUGUUCAGUCUGUGUCCCACUUUGGCCCCUGACCAUUGCAGCUGCCUUUCCUCCUCGCCUCCAUGGUCUUCCUUCAGCACCUCCCUUUCCCAUUGCCUGCUUCCUAGAGGUAGGUUUGCAGAGAGCAAGGCUGUUUCAGAGAAGAAUAAGCCCCACCAGACUCAGGUCUCCUGGGUGGCAGGUCCUCCUCUGCUCUGGUCCCAGCGAGUGACCUGGGCUCCCCUCCCCUCCUGGCCUCAGCUGCUCCAGUGGAAGGUCUGGAUCAGGUGAUCUCUGGGGGUCUCCCCGACCACCCCGUCUCUUAGGAUCCUCUUUGCAUGCCCCCCCGCAGACUUGCUGUUGAUCCUGGAUUCUUCUGAGAAUGUGCCGGUGGUCUUUCCUGCACCCACCCACCCCCAACCCCUGCUUAUUUAAAAUCAAGUUUGUCACGAAAGCUCUGUGGUUUGAUUUCCUCCAGGAGCAGCCUCAUCCUCUGGAAACCAGCCAGGGCCUUGGCCCCCUGGCAGGGCUGCCCCUGGCCAUCUGCUCUUACCCUCCGCUCAGACUCUCUGUCCUCAGCCAGACUGCCUGGGCACCUCCAAUCUGCCCAUGGCUGUCUGUCUUGCCACUGUCCCCGCCAGGAUCUGCACUGACAGACCUUCCACCAACCUCCUGGGAGGGAGCUACGGUCAGGCCCAGAGCCUGGUUUAUCCUCCGGCCCCAUCUCUGUCCCCCUGAAACGUCUUCUCCCUCUUGCUUUCCCUUACUUCUUUCUCCUGACAUCCAGCGGCCUCCAGGCCCCUCCCCAUCCUUCCUGUCACCAGCAGAACCUUGUAACCUUCAAGAGGCUUCUUCCCUACAUUUUUCCCAGGAACCGACCCACCUGCCACUCUGGCAGGGGGCUGGGAAGCCUCGGGGCUCAUGGGAGGUAGACCUGGCCUCCUGCCACCCCACCCACACCUCCACAGGUCUGGGGUCUGGGGAGGAAGCUGGAGCGCUGCUCCAGGCCUCCCUGGCUGAUCCCUCUCUUCUCUAAUUGGAUUUGACGUCAGAGCCUCUGCCUUGGUCCUGAGUUAUUUGGGGACGGGGAAGGUGCAUUCUUCAUCUUUAUGUUCCCAAUUUUAUUUGCUGGAAAUGCAAACGUUCUCCAAACUGGAUUUAGUUCCUUGUAAUAAAUGGACAUGUUUGACUUGCCCAGACGCCCAGCUUCUCGGCCCUGGCCAGCCCCUGCCUGAAGCCUGUGUUUGCUAAGAGGGCUGCCUAGUGCCCCACAGGCAGGUUGGGAUGCCUGGUUCUGGGCCCCCUUUUUGCACACACAGCCCAGGCCUGCCCGGCAUCUCCUUGGCUCUCUGAACCUGUGAACCCAGGAAGUGGAUGCAGGAAGAUCGGGGCUUGGGCUGAGCCCCUACCUGUGUCCAUCCUUGUCUGCUCUCCAACAGGUUGGGGGAGUCUCCCCACUGCUGCUGCUACCGGUUCUUCACCCAUCACUCUCACCAAUGCUCAGCCCCCUGCAGGGUCUUGCUGGGGACACUGCAUUGUACAUGUGGCACUUAACACUUCACUCACCUAACACAACUCAUGGGGCAGGGCGGAG
This is a messenger RNA of Phacochoerus africanus (Common warthog), 3912 nucleotides long. RefSeq names its product solute carrier family 6 member 11 (gene SLC6A11). NCBI's taxonomy places the organism in Eukaryota, Metazoa, Chordata, Mammalia, Artiodactyla, Suidae. Gene Ontology annotation, cellular component: plasma membrane. Gene Ontology annotation, biological process: sodium ion transmembrane transport; neurotransmitter transport. The transcript is spliced from 14 exons. Gene Ontology annotation, molecular function: gamma-aminobutyric acid:sodium:chloride symporter activity. The record is from RefSeq and is a predicted model, not a curated record. The coding region runs from base 62 to 1957 and encodes 631 amino acids.